AUGAUUGGCAGCGCUGUAGCCGAAGAGGGUGCUGACGAGGGCGAUGAGCCUUACGUGCAGACCAUGAACGUGGUUUAUGGUGAGACCGAAGGCGUGGGGCUGGUGAUGGAUGUGUUUGUCCCCAAGGGCGCGAACAACGGCAUCGGCAUCGUCGAUAUCGCCAGCGGGGCUUGGCAUUCGGACCGGGGGAAGAUCCGCGAUCACAAACGGGCGCAGAUUUUCGACAUCAUGUGCGAGCGUGGCUUCACCGUGUUCGCCGUGCGGCCGGGCUCGCUGCCGAAGUUCACGCUGAGUGAAAUGCACCUGCACGUGGAAGAGGCCAUCCGCUGGAUUAAGGCCCAUCACGCCGACUAUGGAAUCGACCCCGAUCGACUGGGAUUGUGUGGUGCUUCGGCCGGUGGGCAUUUGGCUUCGUUGACCGGAGUGACGGCCAAGAAGGGCAACCCCGAUUUGGAAGAUCCGCUCAAGCAGCAAAGCACUGAAGUGGCGGCCGUGGUGGCCUUCUUCCCGCCGACCGACUUCGCCAACUGGGGUGGCAAGCCGCAGGAUCUUUCGCCUGGAAGCCGGUGGGUGCGGAACUCGGGGCGCCGGGUGUUGGGCGACAAGUUGGAUGAGAUGACGGCUGAGGAAAUCGUGGAAACGGUGAAGUCGAUUUCGCCCCGCCAGCUUGUGACCAGCGAUGCCCCGCCGUUUCUGUUGAUUCAUGGCGACUCCGAUUUCAUCGUGCCGUUGCAGCAAUCGGAAGUGUUCCGCGACGCGUUGGAAGAUGCGGGCGUGUCGGUGGAGUUGAUCGUGAAGCCGGGCGGGGGACAUCCGUGGCCCACCAUUCACGAAGAGGUGGCCAUCGCCACCGACUGGUUGGAAGCCCAGCUGUUGGGUAAAGAAGCCGGGGUGGCUGGCUCGUUGGACGAGCUCUUGAUCGACCAUGCCCAUUGCGAGAAGAAGGCGGCCGGAACGGCAAUGAACCUGAUCUUCGCCUAUGUCGAUCGGGUGGACCUGGUGCGGGCGAUGACGGAGAUCGUCAACGAGGAACUGGAGCACUUUCACAUGGUGCUCGACCGGUUGGGUGAGCGGGGGACGAAGUUUCGCCGGUUACAGCCCAGCAGUUAUGGGCGGAAGCUGAAUGACCUGGUACGGAAGCAGGAACCGGCCAGGGCUGUGGACCGGUUGCUGGUGGCGGCCCUGAUUGAAGCACGAUCUUGUGAACGGUUUGGCAUGCUUCGCGACAAUCUGGAAGAUCGCGAUCUGGCCGAAUUCUUCGGCUCGCUGUUCGAGUCGGAAGCUCGACACCACAGCACCUAUGUGAAGCUGGCCACCACGUUCGCUCCGUCGGACGAGGUACGCAGCCGGCUGGAAGAGUUAGCCACGGCCGAGGCGGAGAUUCUGGCCACCAGCACCGACCCACCGCGGAUGCACAGUUGA
Messenger RNA from Cladocopium goreaui, 1422 nucleotides. The record is from the annotation of a GenBank genome assembly. NCBI's taxonomy places the organism in Eukaryota, Dinophyceae, Suessiales, Symbiodiniaceae.